AACGUUACGGCGAUGACAUAGUGCCGCUUCAAAGUGAGAGUGAAAGUGCGCGUCCAUAGGAUUUUCGUGAAUUUGCUAUUGUUGAUAUUCUUCUUUGCGGCUUCGCACACGCGCACUCCCACUCUCACGCGUAACUAUAACGGCACCCUUACAUUAUUUAACUUAAAGAAUUCCACGGAAGAGAAGCAUGUUUAAGGACGCUGGAAGUUGUUGAUUUAGGAAAACAAGAUAAACGUAUUUUUUCCAAGAAUGGGCAAUCAAUUACGCGAAAGUUGAAACAUAUUUUCAAGAACUUCUAAUGUUGCUACAAGUCGGAAAUAGUUGAUGGUACAUCUUGACGUUGCACACGCCAGCGUGGUUAGAAUAAUAUGAAUACGUGAAUUUAAUUAGUAUUGCUUUAUUGUUACUCUCAGAUUUUCUGGAAUUCGAUUGCCAAAAUUAAGAUGUCUACACCGGGAAAGUAUGUGCGUGCUCCGUCGAUUUCCUCUGACGACGACACCGAUGAACUAGCUAGUGCGCAAGGUAUAAGCGGGUUGUAUGUACGUGCUUGCCCUGGACCCAUCAUCGAAGAACUACAGUCCGAAGAAUCUCGUAAUCUGGAUGCACCGGAUAACCAACUGGAACUGGCAAACAAGUUGAAGGAACUUGAAAGCGUCAUCCAAGUACUGCGUAAUCGUAAUGAUAGUCAUCCAGGAAAUUCGUCGACCGUUCUGGCCAGCGCACCGCGUGGAUCAUCUGAUAUUACUGCUACUGAAGGCAAUAUCCGUUGGGACAGCAUCACCCCAUUCCCCAAAAACGUACCAGCCUCCAAAAUGUUUCAUCGAAGACUUUGAACUAGCAUCAUCGCUAUCGAAUGUGAAAAAUCCAAAACGACGUGUUGAGUUGCUCCUGUUGUCCAUGGGCGAGGAGCUAAAAGGCGUCGUUCGGGCCGCCAAGCUGCGCCCAGAUCCGGACAGUGACAAUUGCUACGAGAUCUUCAAGAACAACAUUGAUCGCUACUUGAAGUCCAUGACUGACCCAGCUGCGGAGCAUGAGAGCUUUCUAAACAUGCGUCAGGAAGAUGGAGAAUCCGCUGUUAAUUUCCAUGCAAGACUGUCAAGAAAGGUGCAGCUCUGCGGCUACAGCCCCGACGACCAGGACUGCUUCGUUAGGACUCAGCUUCUAAGGGGGCUCCGUAAUCAGGAACUCAAGAAAGCUGCGAGGAUGUACGGUCACGACUCAAACUUCAUCGUACAGUCGGCCACUCGAGCCGAGGGAUUCCAGGCUGAAGUUACGCCAUCGGCAACGGAAUCCAGCACGUUCACAGUCAGCGCCGGCCAGUAUCGUGGUUCUCAGGACCGAUUCAAACGCAAAGCAGAACAGCAAGAAAAGCGGUUUGGUAAUUCAUCCAAGAGGUUCCGUCCGAACAGAACGGUAGCUGAUGGAGCCAGAGCACAUCCUCGUGUGGAAAUGACUCGUCGGAACAGAUGUCCAAGGUGUUUCCGUUCGUCUCAUAUGGGUUCUGAGUGUCCAGCGAAGUGGAGGAACUGCAAUUCUUGCGGUGCGGUUGGACAUUUUGCGGUGGCGUGUCGCGGUCAUCGUGUGAACGUGGUCAAAGAUGAGGAGGUCUCAACUCGUGCAGCCAUCGAGGAUUCCAAGGAUCAGCAAAUCAAUGCCCUUUCGCUCCAAGAUGUACUGAUUGAUUGCCGCGUCGGUUCAUCUAAUCCGAUCAAGUUCCUGAUAGAUUCGGGUGCAGACGUAAACGUCCUGGGUGGAGCGGAUUGGGACAACUUGGAACAGCAGCUGAGGACAGGUAAGGUUGAACUUAUCCCACUGGAAAGGACCAUCAAUCGGAAUUUGCAAGCGUACGCUUCCAACAAACCAAUGGAAGUCGAACACGCUUUUACAGCUACUGUCGAAGCAGUUGGCGGUACAAAACCACCUGUUACCGCUGAUUUUCUUGUGGUGAGAGCAGGCAAGCGAUCCUUGCUUGGAAGGGUAACAGCCAGCGACAUGGGACUUCUAAAGGUUGGAGGAACGAUCAAUACUUGCGAAUCUGGGAUAUUUCUAAAAAUGCCCGGAGUGAAGGUGAAGUUUAGUGUUGAUGAUUCAAUACCCCCAGUACGCAACGCGUAUUAUAACAUUCCUGCCGCAUACCGCGAGGGCGCACGACGAAGACUUGAGGAAAUGGAGGCACGGGGAAUAAUCGAGAAGGUAACGCAAGCUCCUCAAUGGAUAAGUGGCAUGUCUGCCGUUCCAAAGGGGAAAGAGGACUUCCGUUUGGUGGUAAACAUGCGGGCCCCGAACAAAGCCAUCAAACGGGAGUACUUCAGAAUGCCAUCGAUCGAUGAAAUGAGAAUUAAACUACACGGUGCCAAAUAUUUUUCUAAGUUGGACCUCUCCAAUGCGUUUUACCACAUCAAGUUGAAUGAGGAAUCGCGAGAACUCACGACGUUCCUUUCGGAAAAUGGAAUGUUCCGCUUCACCCGCCUAAUGUUCGGUGUCAAUUGCGCACCGGAGAUAUUCCAGCGAGAAAUGACGCGUAUUCUCAAAGAUGUCAAGAAUAAAAUAGUAUUCAUUGAUGACAUACUCCUGUUCGCCGGGACGAUUGAAGAAUUGAGAAAGACAGUCUCGCAAGUCUUACAAAUCUUGCGGUCGAAUAACCUCUCGUUAAAUACCGAUAAAUGCGAAUUUGAUCGAACAAACAUCAAAUUUCUGGGGCAUGAGCUGAAUGAGAAGGGAUUCAACAUAGAAGAAUCGAAAGUUGGUGAUGUUCGGAAAUUCCGGCGACCGACCACCGCCUCGGAACUAAGAAGUUUCCUUGGGUUGGCUUCAUUCGUGAGCCCAUACAUAAACAAUUUUGCGGACAUUUCUAGUCCAUUGUGGACGGUAGCAUCAUCACAAAAAUGGAGCUGGGGAGAAGACCAGGAGAAAGCUUUUGAGCUUAUCAAAAACCGGAUUAUCCACUCAACGGUUACUCUCGGAUACUUUUCUGAAUAAGAUCGGACAUACCUGUACACGGACGCCUCUCCCCGUGCGCUAGGAGCAGUAUUGGUGCAACAGAAUGAAGACGGGAUUUAUCGAAUCAUUAGUUUCGCUUCCAAGUCGUUGACUACUACGGAAAGGAAAUAUGCCCAGAACCAACCCGAGGCCUUGAGUGCCGUGUGGGCAGUGGAGCACUUCUCCUACUUUUUGUUGGGAAGGCACUUCGUUCUCCGCACGGACGCUCAAGGAAUGGCCUUCAUCUUCAGAAGAACACGCGAGGAUUCAAAAAGGGCUCUGACUAGAGCCGAUGGCUGGGCUUUGCGCCUAAGCCCGUAUGAUUACGACAUCGAGUACAUCCGGGGCCACGAAAACAUCGCCGAUCCCUCAUCACGCCUAUACGACGGGGAGGAUGGGGCUUUUAACGAGGAAGUAAGUCCCUGGGAAAUAUGUAGCUUGAACUCCCAAUCCGUCGACUUCCUAACUGAAGAAGAAAUACGAGAAUCAACGAAGAACGAUGAUACUCUUCUUUUGGUAAACCUUGAAUUUGAUUGUGUUAUCUCGUAAUUUGAAUAAUAUAUGAAUUUAAACCUUUCCUAGGUGAUUUCAUCGUUGGACACCGGCAAGUGGUCAAAAGAUCUAGCGAGAUUCAAAGCUGUUGCAGAAGACUUGCGAUACACGGACGGGAUGCUAAGUAAAAACGGUUGUGCGGUAAUACCUGAAGGUCUUCAGAAGAAGGCGCUGGAGAUAGCACACGCAGGUCAUCCGUUGGAAGCCAAAUUCAAAAGCAUUCUAAGGAGUCGCGUUUGGUGGCCGGGGAUGUCCGGCGACGCUGAGAAGUGGGUCAAAGCGUGCGCCACUUGCGCUGUGAAUGGAAGGCCGGAAAGGCCACCUCCCAUGCAGAGAUCAUUUGCACCCAAAGCUGCUUGGGAGACUAUUGCGCUUGAUUUUAAUGGGCCAUACCUAAAAUUUGGCAACAUAUCAAUUCUAGUAAUAAUUGAUCUGAGGUCCAGGUACGCAAUUGCGCGCCCAGUCAAAUCAACUAAAUUUGAGUACACAAAAGAAGUCUUGGAUUCCGUUUUCGAGAGAGAAGGGUUCCCACGAGCCAUAAAAUCGGACAAUGGUCCACCAUUCAAUGGGGAGGACUAUGCACGUUAUUGCUCAGAACGUGGAAUCCAGGUCAUAUUUUCCACUCCUUUCUAUCCACAGCAAAAUGGCUUGGUGGAAGGGUUUAUGAAAAUCGUAAAUAAGGCAAUGUGCACUGCAGUGUCAACAGGCGCAAACUACUAAAGGGAACUGCAGUCCGCAGUCCAGGCAUAUAAUGCAGCAGACCACUCAAUUACAAAGGUUCCACCCGAGGAAGCGUUAUCAGGGCGCAAAAUUAAGCGUGGUUUGCCGCUUCUUCACUACGGCAAAUCCAAUCACAACGAAGUGGAGCUGGAUGUUCGAGAUCGUGAAGCAAAGUUACUUUCAAAAUCGCGAGAAGAUGCUCGACGGGGAGCCAGAGCAUGCAAAGUUAAGCCAGGCGAUACUGUAAUCGUCGAACGUCAAACGAGAUCGAAAGGCGAAAGUAGGUUUGGCUCGAAGCGGUAUGUGGUUUCUGACGAACGUAACGGCAGUCUAGUCCUCUGCGAUUCCGAAGGCCAAAAGCUUAAGCGUCACGUAUCACAGACGAAAAAGGUCCAGGAAUGGCGACAGCAGCAAUCAACAGGCGAGCAGGAUCAUAAUCCAGAGCUUCCUCCCGAUGGCGGUCGAGAACAGCGUCCAGCGCGUGAGAAAAGGACCCCCUCCUAUCUCUCCGAUUACAUCCGGGAGCUCGAGCAGAAUCCAAAGUC
Molecule: messenger RNA, 4796 nt
Organism: Aedes albopictus (Asian tiger mosquito)
Lineage: Eukaryota; Metazoa; Arthropoda; Insecta; Diptera; Culicidae
Exons: 2
Coding region: 679-2979 (766 amino acids)
Biological process (GO): proteolysis
Molecular function (GO): nucleic acid binding; aspartic-type endopeptidase activity; zinc ion binding
Source: RefSeq, a predicted model, not a curated record